UUUAUAGUGGGACGGAGAGAGUAGUAACUGCUACCUGCCUACAACGGAGCUGCGUUCAUGUUCGGAUCGGAACUUGUGUGAUUCAUACGCAAUCAGCCAUGUCUCCGCCGUCGGCUUCGUCGUCGUGGGCGUUGGUCCCCGAACAUCUUUUCACCGAGUUCUUGUCAUUACUUCCUGUGAAAUCUCUUCUUCGAUUCAAAUGUGUAAGUAAUUCCUGGAACACUCUCAUUUCCGAUCCAAAUUUUGUGAAAUUACAUCUCAAGAAAUCAAAAUCACAUAAUCCACAAUUCACUCUAAUCACUCAUCACGUCCAAAAUUUCAAGGGAGAAUCAGAAUACGGAAGUGACGAUGAAUAUGAGGUUGAUUACAGUAUCAUUCCAUACUCUAUACAUUCUUUUCUCGAUAAUCCUUCGUUUACCCUUUUCGCUGAUCAUCACUAUCUUUUGAACGAAAAAGAUUGCUCUGGUGUAGCUGGUUCCUGUAAUGGGUUGAUCUGUUUGUCUGGUUUUGGUUUCUCGGCCACGCAUACAUUUGAUCAUCAAACGUACGAGUACUGGCUCCGUCUAUGGAACCCAGCCACUAGGGCAAUUUCUGAAAAAUUUGGGUGUUUUGUUGAUUCUGGUGGGUUCGGUUUAAAUUUUGGUUGUGAUAACUCCACCGGUACUUUUAAAGUGGUUGCCUCACGUUACAUUCCUGAUAAAUUGACAAGCGAUGUGAGAGUUUUUAGUUUUGAUGAAAAUGUUUGGAGAAAUAUUCAAAGUUUCCCAGUUGUUCCUUUUAAUUUGAUGGGUCAUGCAUCACUUGAGCAUGAUGCUGUGUUUUUUAAUGGCACUCUUAACUGGUUGGCUGUUCGCAAUGACAUCCCAUACACUUGGUAUCAUCUUCCUCCUGACAAUUUCACCGUCGAGCAGUUUGUUAUUGUUUCACUUAAUUUGGGGACUGAGAUAUACAAUAUGUAUACUUUGCCUCAGGGUUUUGAUGAGGUGCCCCCUGUAGCGCCAACUGUUCGUGUGUUGGGUGACUGCUUUUGUUUUUCUUAUUCUUAUAAGGAAACCGAUUUUAUUAUAUGGCAGAUGAAGAAAUUUGGGAUUCAAGAGUCUUGGACUCAAUUUCUUAAAAUUAGUUAUCACGAUCUUCAGUUAAACCAUGACUUUAGUAGCCGUACACUGAAGUAUCAUCUUUAUUUCUUGCCAUUAUUUCUUUCUAAGGAUGGUGAUACUCUAAUAUUGUAUAGUAGUCAAGAAUUGGAAGUAAUUCUCUAUAAUUGGAGAGAUCAUAGAGUGGAGCGAACACAAGUUAACGUGCACAAAACUAUUAUUGAUGAAGGAACCUGCACCAAUUCAUGUUGGCAUUUUGCCAACGGUUUUGUUGAAAGCUUAACUUCAAUUUGUUAAAAUUUGCAGGUGGAAGAAAUUGUCCAAAAUCACUUCAGAUGCUUAAUUCAUGGAGGAGGAAAACAAUCAGAUGUUGAAGGUAUUACACAAGAUAGAAGGUGAAAGGAAAAUCCAAAAGCAAGAUCAAUUGUUCUAUGUUUGAUUGCAUUUAUGCAUAAAGGACUAAUCUGCCGUGGGUUGGUGAUAUUAUAUUUUGUUAAUCGAUUGAGAAAGUAUUUAUGAGAAAGUAUUUAUGUGGGUUGGUGAUAUAAUCUCAGAAAAUAACUGACAUAACAAGUAUGGCAUAUGAUAUGGUUGGAUAUCAUAUGAGAAAGUAUUUAAUAAUUUUGAUUGACCAUCUGGAGAUUUAUCGAUGGUUUGAUACCUUCUUCAUUUCCUGUUAAUCAACAAAAAAAAUAUCAGUUGGUUUUUUUUGUCUUAACUUUCAGGUUCUUAAGAGAAAGGAAAUGUGGUAAUCCAAACAGUCAACUUUGAUAUUCUAAA
Molecule: messenger RNA, 1877 nt
Organism: Trifolium pratense (red clover)
Lineage: Eukaryota; Viridiplantae; Streptophyta; Magnoliopsida; Fabales; Fabaceae
Product: F-box/kelch-repeat protein At3g23880-like
Exons: 2
Coding region: 99-1394 (431 amino acids)
Molecular function (GO): protein binding
Source: RefSeq, a predicted model, not a curated record